This is a messenger RNA of Sphaerodactylus townsendi, 763 nucleotides long. Its product is annotated as calsequestrin-2-like. Gene Ontology annotation, cellular component: sarcoplasmic reticulum lumen. Bases 1 to 621 code for a protein of 206 amino acids. The record is from RefSeq and is a predicted model, not a curated record. Gene Ontology annotation, biological process: regulation of cardiac muscle contraction by regulation of the release of sequestered calcium ion. Lineage: Eukaryota; Metazoa; Chordata; Lepidosauria; Squamata; Sphaerodactylidae. The transcript is spliced from 6 exons. Gene Ontology annotation, molecular function: calcium ion binding.
AUGUCCCUCCUUUUCUGGUCUAACACCUUUGAUUGCCCACAGGUUGCAAAGAAACUGGGCCUGAAGGUGAACGAGGUGGAUUUCUAUGAGCCAUUCAUGGAUGACCCUGUCCGUGUCCCUGAAAAGCCUUAUACCGAAGAGGAACUUGUGGAGUUUGUGAAUGAGCAUAAAAGAUCCACACUACGCAAGUUGCGCCCGGAAGACAUGUUUGAGACCUGGGAGGAUGACAUGGAUGGAAUUCACAUUGUGGCGUUUGCUGAAGAAGAUGACCCAGAUGGCUACGAAUUCCUGGAGACUGUGAAGCAGGUGGCCAAAGACAAUACCAACAAUCCCGACUUGAGCAUUGUCUGGAUCGACCCGGAUGAUUUUCCACUGCUGGUCACAUAUUGGGAAAAGAUCUUCAAGCUGGAUCUAUACAAGCCACAGAUCGGUGUGGUCAACGUCACCGAUGCUGACAGUAUUUGGAUGGACAUCAGAGAUGACGACGACCUUCCCACACCCGAGGAGCUGGAGGACUGGAUUGAAGAUGUCCUUGCUGGGAAGAUAAAUACUGAAGAUGACGAUGUUGAUGAUGACGAUGAUGACGACGAUGACGAUGACGACGAUGAUGACGAUGACUAGGGCAUGUUCUCCAGAAUUUGUCUUUGGGCAGGACAUCUCAACACCUGAAAAUGUUGCUUCCCCUUAAGGGAAAGAAGGCACCCAUUGUCCAUCAGGACUUCUGAAAGCUGUUUUUGUGGGUCAUUAAAGACUCGUUGUCUCA